CCGCAAUCUGGCCACCGCGGCUGGGGUCACGCUUUAUAAGCUGGCGGCGAACUAACGCGCUUCGAACCACAUUUGGCCUCCUUUCAAACCAAACAACAUCCGGUCGCAACACACCAUUCAAUCGGCAAGUGCUGCGGGUGCUGGAUCACGUCGCAGCGCCUUUCCAAUCGAAUAAUCACCUAACUAAUCAAUCGACCGACCGACCGCAUUUCGAGAGAUCUGCUUGCAGUCACUUUUUGCAGGGGGCGUUUCGCGACAGCAGGCGCAAUGGCCGACCAAGCCAGUCACGACCAUGAGGCGAUGUACUGCCAUGCUUGCCAUCAUCAGUGGCAGAGAGCAGGCGAGAGCAUCGAAUGCCCCCAGUGCAUGAGCUCGUCGACAGAAAUCGUACGGCCGAGUUCCAGCCCUUCUCUUAUCGCAAUUAGGCAGCAACCACUAACAAGCACGCAGAUCACCCCUGAGAAUGAUCCGCGCCACUUUCACAACCGACAACAGGAAGGCGUGGCCAGUCCAGAUGCCGCGCCGCGUGCUCCCGAGCCAAGCGCCGGCCAAGAGUCACCCGCGGCUCCUCAUCAGCCUCCGGCCGGUGAGGCCGGGAACUCAGCCAGCGAAGCCAACGGCUCGGGGAACAAUGCACCGCACACCGGCGGCCAUCUCCCCCGGUUUACCUUCCGUUUCACCACCACUGAGGCCGUACCCGCUGUCACGUUUAUCACCUUCGUGACGAACAACCCACCUCCCCAGCCUGCUACCGAAAACCCGCCUCCGCGGGCAGAGAACGUGCAGCCGGUGACUUUCUGGGGCAUGCACUUCUUCCCUCAUGUCACCGUCUUCCCAUCCGCCCCUCCUCCGACAGUAAACAACAGCCCUCCUGCCGAAGCAGACCCUGCCACUCAAUCUAGCCAGCCCGCCGACGCUCCGCAGAACGAUGCUCAACAGCAGCAACCUCCGCAAGCAAGCCAAGCGCGCCCGCAACCAGUGAUGCGCACGGACAUGCUUGGCCAGCUGCUCGCCUCGCUCUUCAACCCGGCGAACGCCGUUUUCGGCGACGCCGUCUACACGCAGGAGGCGUUCGACCGCGUGCUCACGCAGCUCCGCGACCAGCUGCAGCCCGGCGGGGCGCCGCCGGCGUCGGCGGACGCCCUGGCCCGGCUGCAAACGCGCGAACUCGACGACGCGAUGCUCGCGGGGCGCGGCGACGACGACGGCAAGGCCAAGUGCAUCGUCUGCGUCGACGACAUGGUCAAGGGCGACAAGGCGGCCGUGCUGCCGUGUGGGCACUUCUUCCACGGAGACUGCGUCAUGCCGUGGCUGAAGCUGCACAACACCUGCCCGGUGUGCAGGCGGUCAGUGGAAGUAGAGGGGGAGGGAAAACCCGGCAAGGCGGCCGGCGUCAAUCUUCCGGGGCAACCGGAGACUGGUGGGACUGGUGCGGCGCGGAGUGAGAACGAGAUGGAUUGUGCCUGAGAGGGGCUGUUUCAGACAAACCACGGCGUUUGGGAUGCAUUUUUUGGGCGUUUGGGACGAUACCAGGAGAUGAAGCGGCGCAAGGUCUCGACUUUCAGCAUCACGGGUUUUUUC
Thermothielavioides terrestris NRRL 8126 is the source of this 1581-nucleotide messenger RNA. RefSeq lists its product as uncharacterized. The record is from RefSeq and is a predicted model, not a curated record. Gene Ontology annotation, cellular component: cytoplasm. The transcript has a single exon. Gene Ontology annotation, biological process: ubiquitin-dependent protein catabolic process. The coding region runs from base 268 to 1467 and encodes 399 amino acids. Gene Ontology annotation, molecular function: ubiquitin protein ligase activity. NCBI's taxonomy places the organism in Eukaryota, Fungi, Ascomycota, Sordariomycetes, Sordariales, Chaetomiaceae.